Molecule: messenger RNA, 5181 nt
Organism: Loxodonta africana (African savanna elephant)
Lineage: Eukaryota; Metazoa; Chordata; Mammalia; Proboscidea; Elephantidae
Gene: CATSPERG
Product: cation channel sperm associated auxiliary subunit gamma
Exons: 27
Coding region: 744-4346 (1200 amino acids)
Cellular component (GO): motile cilium; CatSper complex; sperm principal piece
Source: RefSeq, a predicted model, not a curated record
GCGAGGGUAAGGGGCGGGGUAAGGAGCGGAAGCGAAGCUUAGAGCGAGCCCCAAGCGAAAAACAGGGGUGGGGACAGGGGAAGGGCCAAGUCGAGGAGAAGAUCCGGGAAGACCAGAAGAAGCGGGGGACCGGGUGCCGAACCCAAGGCCUGUGCAGGAUCAAAGCAGGAAGAAAGCUAGCAGCCGAGAAGGGGCAGUGCGAACAGAGGAGGGGAGGAGCAAGAAAUAGGGGCAGAGCAAAGGGCAGGUGCAAGGUGGUGACCAGGGGGAGGAGCAGGAGGAGGGGCGCGACCAAAGCGAGGAACCGAGACGGGGCGAAGAGCAGGAGCAGAGCAAAGAGUAAGGUGGCAGGGUUCAGGAGCGAGGUGACGAGGCGGGGCGAAACGAGAAGCAGGAGCAGGGGUGUGUCCAGGAGCAUCGGUAGGGGCGGGGAUCGGAGUAGCAGCCGGGGUGGGAUCCGGAGUAAGAGUAGGGGCGUGGCCCGGGGCAGGUGCAAGGGCUGGAGCCGGGGCGGAGCCCGGAGCAAGAACAGAGGAGGAGCCCAGAGCAAAAGCGGAGGCGGAGCCCGGAGCAAGAGCAGAGGCGGAGCCCGGAGCAAGAGCAGAGGCGGAGCCCGGAGCAAGAGCGGGGUCAGGAGUAGGGGCGGGGCGUCCUCUCUGACAGCGGCUCCGGAGCGCCGUUUUGCAGGCAGGCGUUGACCCCCAGGUUCUCCAGGUGCCGGCCAGGUUGCUCCCUGCCCGGCGAUGUCCCCCAGGGUCCCUGCGGGGCGGAUACCUCCAGUGUUGCAGGUGCUGCAGGCACUCCUGACGAUGUUAUUGGCGCCAUGGAGGCUGUGGGCGUUAGAUGACGAGUGCACCUGGCAGUUUGUCUUGAACCAGUUCGAUAGGGUAGGGCAGAACAGUGCGAGCGACCGCUUCUUUCAUCAAGAACCCGUGGACACAGUGGAGAGCGUGUUCAGAACGCUGGUGGACGAGCCAAUCGACUUGGAGGAGAAAUACCUGGGCUUCCCUUAUUUCCUGAAGAUCAACUACUCCUGCGAGGGAGCGCCCUCUGAGGCCCUGAUCCGUAAGGGCCACCUGACGGGGCUAAAGCCGGUGGUGCUGGUCACCUUCCAUUCUCCAGUCAACUUCCGCCGAUGGAAGAUAGAGCAGCUACAGAUCCAGAUGGAAGCAGCUCCCUUCCGCAGCAAAGAAGCCUGCAGUGCAGAGGAGGUGUGUUCCAUGGGCUGGUACACCCCCAUGCCCAUCAAGAACGGCAGCGUGGUCAUGCAUGUGGAUAUCAGCAGCAAUGGCUUGGGGCCCAUCAUCCCCAGGAAAAGGUUCUACUUGAAUAUCAACGGCUUCCUGAAGAUGCAGCAAGACAACACAAUCCGGUUCACUGUGGGGAAUGAGCUCCUCAGCCUGAUACCCCGGUACUUUGUGAAUGCCCCUUCACGGCCUCUGUGGUACACUGUGGACCAGGCACCUGUACUCCUCCUGGGUGGCAUUCCCAAUGAAAAGUCUGUCCUGCUGACGGACACCAGCUUCGAGGACUUCUAUAUUGUGGAGUUGAACAUUGACAGUUGCUGGGUAGGCUCCUUCUACUGCCCCCAGACCAGCUUUACAGCCACGAUCCACGACGCCAUUGCCACCGAGAGCACCCUCUUCAUUCGACAGAACCAGCUCGUCUACUAUUUUACAGGCACCUAUUCCAUACUCCAGGAGAACACCAGCAGUGGCAGCUGGGUUCGUGUCCUGGCCAAUGAGUGCAUCAAGAAGUUGUGCCCCGUGGAGUUACAUAGCAAUGGCUCUGAGUAUGUGAUGGCCCUCACCACUGGCAAGAACGAGGGUUAUGUCCACUUUGGGACCAUUACAGACGGCCGCGUGUCCUUUGAGAUGCUGCCCAGGCAGUGGUCCGUGUGCAAAGGGAUACAAGAAGCCAACUGCUCCAUCAUCUGGGCCGUAUUCAGCGGGGCCGACAUCAACGAUCUGCUGCUGCUGGUGGAGAGAAGAGACCCUCCUGCCAGGAAGCGUUCCCUAGUGGUUGGCUACAACCUGGUCACAGAAGAGCUGUCCAUCCUCUAUGAGAUCCCAGAAUUCAUCCCUGACGCCCGAGGCCUGGAAUUCCUGAUGCUCCAAAGAGCAGAGCCUUACACCAGCACCCCACUGGUGCCCAAGGGCAUGUUCUACAACCCAUACAACAAACUGCUGUUCAUCUGGGGCAACUUCCUCCUGCAGAGCUAUGACCUUGAAAAUUACAUCUACCUGGCGGACUUCCCCAAGGAGUCAACCAUCAAAUACCUGGUCAACUCGUUCCGUGGGGACCUGGCUAUUGUCACAGAGACCGAGGAGAUUUGGUACCUCCUGGAGGGCAGCUACCAGGUGUACAAGCUGUUCCCGUCCGCCGGCUGGGAGGUGCUCAUCAGCCUGCAGGCGAUGCACCAGUCAUCACUGUACACCUCCAGUGAGACCAUGGUCACCCUCUUCUACGAGCACAGCAAACUGUACCAGCUGGUGUACCUCAUGAAAGGCCCGGAGAGUCGGCUGGUCAAGAGGCUUGUGCCCGUGGAGCAGCUUCUGGUCUACCUGAAGCUCAACAACAGCCAUGUCUUGGAGCGCCAAGGGAACUACCUGGCGCCCACCUUCACCAGCUUCUGCCCCUUUACGGUGAUGCGUCUCCAGGACCUGCCCAACCCGCAGAGAUACACGCGCCAGGAACGCUAUCGGGCUUUGCCGCCGCGCGUCUUGGAGAGCUCGGGCUUCCACAGUGAGAACUCGCUCGCCAUCUACCAGGGCCUCGUCUACUACCUGCUCUGGCUGCACUCCAAGUACGACAAGCCGUAUGCGGACCCGGUGCACGACCCCACCUGGCGCUGGUGGAAGAACAAGAAACAAGACCAGAGUUACUACUUCUACCUGGCGAGCAACCGGCAGAGCACAGGCGGCGUGUACAUUGAGAUGGACAGCUACGAAAAGAUCUACAACCUCCAGCCCGAGGCGGAGCUGCCCGAGCGCAUCUUCCUAGACAAGGGCGCCACCUACAGUUUCUCGGUCUUCCUUACCGCCCGGGGGCAAGCCUUCAGGAUCAAGCCGGCCUUGGGCUCCCCCUUCUUUCUGGAGAGCCAGUUGGGCCUGGGCGUGGUGCUGGCCGACCCUAACUGCCUCGAGGUGAUGGUGUCACAGAGCGUCCUUAUUAAUCGCAACUCCUUGUUCUUCGAGGUCAUGCUCAAAGAUAAGAGCGUCUGCUUUGACCAGGGCAUCAGUGGGCAUCACCUCAAGAGGACCUCGGUGCUGGUCAGGGUGCGGCCCAAGGCUGGAGGGGCAGGCCCCCCAAUGAGCGGAAAGAUGGGGCCUCCGGGGACCACCAGCCUCCUCUGCUCCUCCCUGCAGGUGGUGGGCUCUGCCGGGCACUGUUUCCAGAACACUCACCAGGGGCAGCGCGUGCAAGGCAACGUGAUGGUGCCAGUGCUUAUCGGCUGCCCCCCGGGCAAGCGCCUGGCCUUCGACAUCACCUUCACACUCAACUACAACCGCGUGGUGAAUAAGCGCUACUUCGACUGCGUGCAGGUGGACCCGGAGAUGCCCUGCUUUCUCUUCCGUGACAUCUUGUACCCCUUCUUCUUGAUCCAAGAUUUGGUGACGGGAGACUCCGGCAGCUUUCAGGGCAGAUACGUGCUGAAGGUGGUGGGCGGUGGGCCCACCCUGGACACCAUCAGAGACUACACAGAGGAGGAAAUCUACCGCUACAACAACCCGCUUGACAAGACACACAGCCUCAUCUGGACCGCGAAGAACAGGACAACCAUGGAAGACUUGGCCUUCAACCUCAUGCCCGGCCAGCGAUUGGGCAUUGAGUGGCUGUGUCUGGAGAACUCCCCAUGCCAUGACACUGUUCCUCGGAGCAUCUUCGCCCCCGAAUUCUUCUUCAAGGUGUUGGUGAGCAAUAGAGGUGUGGACAAGAGCACAUACUGCGACUACCAGCUCGUCUUCCUGCUGCACAUCCACGGGCUCCCGCUCAGUGCCAGGCAGUCAUUCUUCUUCCUCAUGGUGUCGGCCAGCAUCUUCGUGGGCCUGGUGGCCCUCUACCUCAUGAUCUGCUUCCUGUGGCCCUUCGUGGUGAAGGCCUGCAAUGUCCUCCGCUGGAAGAUCAACAACAUCAUGGCCCAAGAAUCCUACUGCAGCUACACCUCGUCUUCGAGAGUCUUCAGCGUGCCAUCCAACAUCCCCUCCAGGGUCCUCUCCAAUGCCCCCUCCAAGGCCCCCUCCAACAUCCCCUCCAAGGCCCCCUCCAAGGUCCCCUCCGAGGUCCCCUCCAAGGCCGGCUGUAAGGUGGCCGAGAAGGGCAAGGUUGAACCUGAGCAAACCUGAGCCUCUUGCCUGCCCUGCCCCCUACCCACUCAAGCCUCAUGCUCAGGUCUGGCCACCUCCUGGGCCAACCUUGGGAGUGAACAAACCUGUCACCCAUCCCAGGCCUUCCUCUCCACUUUGCUUGAACUUUCACUUCUUGUUCCGACCCAAAUAAAGCCUCGUUUUGGGAACAGCUGUGGGUCCUUGUAAGGGCCCAGGUUCACUUGGUUCAUAGCUGCACAGGUCAUUAAAGUACCAAAAGUCUUCUGUGCCAGCUGGUAAAUGGUGGCUUCUCUGUGUGCCUGCCAGCUUAGUCCCUCCCUGGGUGCCCCAGGCCUCCCUGCAGUUCAGCAGGGUCCUCCAGGACCCAGGUGCGUUGCUGUGACCUGCAGUCUAUUCUGACUGUUAAAUGGUGUGAACGCCAACCCCUGUCUAGUGGCUUAAGGAAAGGACCCUGAAGAGGUCCAGAUUCUUGUUUUAGCUGCAAGUAGCAAAAAUUUCACUCAAAAGGCCAAUGUGGAAAUGGAAAUGUAUGAGCCUUGCUAAUGAAGCAAAGGUUUCAGGUACAGUUUGAUUCAGAAGUCCUUGAUGUCAGCAGGAUUCUGGCUCUGUUUCUCUGUAGCUCUCCAUGUUCUGCCUUCCUCUGAGUGUGAUCUCUGAGCUCAGGCCAGCUUUCCUCACAGUCUGGCCCAGGAUCCAGCAUUCCUAGCCAGAGUCCUGGGGGUCACCCUGAUUAGAUGGGUGUGGGUCACAGGUUCACCACUCCACCGGUCACACUGCCAGAGGGAUGGGACCUUGAUUGACUUCAACCAGUCAGCCAGACUCUGGAGCUGGGGUAGAGUCAAUCCCAUCCUAA